Spodoptera litura is the source of this 6747-nucleotide messenger RNA. RefSeq names its product monocarboxylate transporter 9. The record is from RefSeq and is a predicted model, not a curated record. Gene Ontology annotation, molecular function: monocarboxylic acid transmembrane transporter activity. Lineage: Eukaryota; Metazoa; Arthropoda; Insecta; Lepidoptera; Noctuidae. Gene Ontology annotation, biological process: transmembrane transport; monocarboxylic acid transport.
GGCAGGAAGAACGGUCUGACCGCGUGCGUACUGUGAAACGAAACGUCACAGACUCGUAAGCACAUCUGUCAAAUUGAAUUUAUUUAAUUUUCCAAUGUUUUUGUAAUGAAUUAAAAAGGUUAUCUCUAUUUGUAAAAUUCGAAGCAUAAUUAAUUUCGAACAGUGUAUAUAUUAGAACAGUAUAUAAAACAAUAAACUGUUAAAUAUGGGAUUGUGCAACUCGUUUUUGUGCUGUCAAAAUUAAACUUUUGUUAUUGUAAAGUAAGGUGUUAAUAUUCAUCUGUUUUCCCUUGAACUUGGUGUAAUUUCAAACCAGCCAGUGCCAGCUGGAAAGUGACUAAACGUUCUAUUUUCUGUUGUUGUGCGAGAAGUAAGAAAAUAACUGAAGAAAUAUGUCGAAGGUCUCCCUGAAUAAUGUGCCAUCGAAUCCUCGUAUCAAUCGUUUGAGAACAUUUUCUAGGACGGAAAGUGAGACGUCAUGCGAAGAAGCAGCAAGACUGACGGCGGAAGGCGCAGCCGCAGACGCCGACGACGAUGAGGCCUACGACUAUGGAGCCCUGCCCCCUCCCCCCGACGGGGGCUACGGCUGGGUCGUGGUCUUCGCAUCCUUCAUGUGUAACAUGAUUGUGGACGGCAUAGCCUACACAUUCGGCAUAUUCCUACCAGAAUUAGUGACGUACUUCGGCGAGGGUAAAGGCACUGUCGCGUGGGUCGGCAGUCUUCUAUCAGGAUUCUAUCUAGCGGCUGGUCCUGUAGUUUCGGCGUUAUGCAACAAGUUCGGGUGCCGAGCAGUGUGCGUGGCUGGGUCGUUUGUAGCUGCUGCUGCUUUCGUCCUAUCCACGUUCAGUAAAAGUGUCACUAUGAUGAUGAUCACGUACGGGUUAAUCGGAGGCCUCGGCUUCGGUAUGAUCUACCUUCCGUCUGUGGUUGCCGUGGGUUACUACUUCGAGUCCCGGCGAUCCCUUGCUACGGGUAUCGCUGUAUGUGGCUCAGGAGUGGGAACCUUCAGUUUUGCACCCUUAGCCGCCCUACUGCUCAAUGAAUUCGGAUCCUGGCAAAAUGCUAACUUGUUGUUGGCUGGCCUGAUCCUUAACUGUGCUGUUUUCGGUGCCCUAAUGAGACCGUUGGUCUAUCCUAAGACAUCUGGCGAAAAGCCGCUAUUGCAACGUAUGGCUGAAGAAAAAAGGUUGCAAAUGGAACGAGGGUCAAUAGGAGGUUCAUACUUCGUGGUCCAGCUCCCAGACGGUACUAUGGAGAAGCGGUUGAAGGUGAACGUUGUAGACGAUACUGCGCCGCUAAACAUUGAUCCUGGAGUGCACUCUUCGCUAAACUUGGAAGCGUUGGCGCGAGUACCGACUGUUCCUAAUAUGCCUGGAGUACCGACUGUGCCUACGUUACCCACUAUUACUGAGGCUAAAGUUGCUGAUGACGGCGAGGAGAAAAAGAAGGGCGAAAACGGCAACGUAACAGUGAACCCGCAACAGCAGUUGAUGUCCCGUAACGUGUCCUCACCCGCGUUCAGUGCGCACGCGCCCGGUCUACCCAAGAACGGCUCCGUACCAUUCUUCGACAGGCAGCGCAAACAGAGCACUGGCGACAGGUCCGGUGAUAGAUUCAAACCGUCCCUGGCUGCUAUCAAAGCUACGUCCAAAACUUCAAUGAACAGUCAAUACAGGAAUGCAGAUGGUGACACAGAAAGCAUGAUGUACAACUCUAAACUCUCGGUGUCUGGUCCUAAGGAGCCUUCUCGCAUGGUUCGCCCAAUGUCUAGGAAAGAUAUCUUCUAUUCAGGAUCUGUGCUUAAUCUACCUCAGUACCAAAGCCAGAAGUCCCUGCAAGGAUAUAGGAACUCUGUAUUAAGUCUACCGCAGAGUAGGCAAACUGGGGACUUGGAGAGACAAGAACAAUACGAUCUAUGCCCCUGCCUAUCGCUUCCUGACUCAUUCAAAUCGGCUCUAUCAUCAAUGUUGGACGUCAGCUUACUCCGCGACCCUGCCUUCAUGUUGAUUGGAGUCUCCAAUAUAUUCGGCAUGGCGGGGCUCUACGUACCUUUCGUGUACAUCGUCGAUGCUGCCCGGCUUAGUGGUGUAGAACCGUCUCAAGCGUCGUUCCUGUUGUCAAUCAUUGGUAUAACGAACACGAUCGGUCGUAUCGCGUGUGGCUGGGUGGCCGACUUCCCCUGGAUGGACUCGCUGUUGCUCAAUAAUGUCUGCCUUGUUAUCGCCACGAUAUCAGUUGGACUGACACCUUUCUGCACCACGUACGCCACGUACGUCGCUAUUGCUAUCGCCUUCGGUAUCGCCAUUUCUGGCUACAUCUCUCUGACAUCGAUCAUUCUAGUAGACUUACUGGGUCUGGACAAGUUAACGAAUGCCUUCGGUCUUCUGAUCUUGUUCCGUGGCGCGGCCGCCAUGAUAGGUUCCCCCCUGGCCGGCGCCGUGUACGACGCUACUAAGAAUUAUGAUGCAUCCUUCUACAUGGCCGCCGCAUUCUUUUUAGCUAGUACACUCACGUCUUUCGCUGCGCCUUUGUUCCGCAGAAAACAAGAAGAAGUCCAACAACCGAUGGACGUGUUGACCCCUAUUGACGAGGAUUUGGAAGAAGGUGAGGAGGAGGACGAGGAUGACACUCCCAUCACGAUGGGUGCCGCGCUGGCACAACGUCCCCCCGCCAUAGUCCGCACUGCGGCAUCUCCCUCCGAUCCCCCAUCCCCCGACCAACCAACCCCCCAAAGAGAAAGUGUACUCUAAACCUUUAAACCACUCAUACCCGAAAUUAAUAACCAAUCUCAUUCUAAAAUCUGUUUAUUAAGAUCAAUUUCUGAUAUCACUUGUAUAUGGAGUUUUUGUCAAAAUUGAUCUAGAGGUUUUCGAUUGAGAUCGAGUAUUAAUUUUUAGAACACACAAUUACACCGUUUGAUUGGAUUUUGUAAUGUUUGAGCUUACCCUCUGAUCAUCACGAAAGUCCAGUACUGAACGCCUUCCUUUAAAGGGGGGAAGGGGUAUUGUAAUACUCCCCACGCUUGGCUAGAGGAAAAAUAUUGCACUAUUAUUCAAAGACUGUUUCUAUAAGUGUCCUAUUAGCAAAUAUUAAUAGAGUACAAAAUGUUACUGAUAAACUCUCUUGUGAUAAUCGUUUGGCGUGUCUGAUUUAUAAGUCACAAAAUGAAAUUUAGAUAGUAAACCUGCAUUUUUGUAUCAAUAUCACUUGAAAAUAGUGCAAUAUUUUGUUCGUUGUGUUCGUUCGUGUUGAGUAGUUGAUGCUAAAGAAAGUUAUCGAGUUAACAAAUAACGGUUACCUUAAUAACUUUAGCGUUUAUCAGAGGGUAUUCAAAAUUGACAUCUACAACGGUGGUUAUAAAGUCUACUUUGACCAGUAGAUCAGGAAACAAAUAAUCUUAUAAGAUGAACUGUUAUGAAGAGUAGUCGGCUGAUUGGGUGAGAAAAAAAAAACAUUAUUUUUCAUUUUUUCAUCAACGAUCUCUGAUGUAUUUAAUUUGGAAACGUAGUACUUACUUUACUUUUCAUUAAAUUAUACUUUGUCUUCCUAUCGACCAGUACGCUUGUGUACUGAUUAUUCGAAAUUAUCGAUUUGUAGGUCGAUUUGAUAUCGCCAAAUUGAUGCUACGUUAAUACCGAUUAGCCGACGGUAUUCUACCUCCAAAUAUUGGGCGUAUAACGAAAAUAUAGGUGAUUUGAUAUACAAUUAGAUUUCACGAACCCUUUUUAUUCUCCAAUUACUAAAACAAUACGAUCUCAAUACAUUGGAGAUGCUGUGAUAAGGUUUCUUGAAAUCCAUUAGGUAUUUAUUAUUUGGUCGUAUAUGUACGACACAGAAUGGAGCCAACGAAAUGAAUUAUUUUCUAACAGUAAUGUACAGUGCUAUUAAAUAUUAAGUUAAUAUUAGAAAAUAACUCAUUUUGUUAAAGUAAAUAUUAUGAAACAUAAAUGCGAAGAUUUAUACGAAGUUACCAUAAGUUAAUGACAUAAAUAAUAACUGGAAUUGACUGCAAGCAAUAAAGCGUCUAUGUAUAUUCGCUUUGCAUUUCGAAAAAUAGAAGGGAUAUCUGAGGUUCUGUAUUCCAAUGUGCCAUAUAUGUGUCGUGGUGCUACGUCAACAAGCGAUGUUUAAACAUUCAUGUGUAACUAAUACUCAAACUGCAGUUUUUGUGAUCAGAAACUAAAAAUGUCCAUAAUUGUCAUUAGCAAUAAUGUUAGUACUUAUAGGCUAUUAAGUACUUAGAAGAUAUAGAAAGAUACAUAGAUAUGUAGGCACUAUUCUCACCUUCUAUACAAUCAUAUCAUACUGGAUUGAUUUAUUUCGAAACGGACAAUAAGAUUAUAUAAAGAGGUCUAAAUUUAUUCAUGUUUUCAUUGACAAAAGUUUUAAAUCGAUUUAUACAAAUAUAACAAUGUAAAUAGAUGCACAGAUGUAAAUAUAAGUUGCGGUUAGGCGUCGGGUACUUAGUGAAUCAAAUUUUAUGUCCCGUUGGUAUGAAGUGGCUUAAUGUUAGGACUCUUUCGUCGACUGUUGAUGAAUGUACUGACAGUAGUAGGAUGUAUAAUAGAAGUGUUCAUAUUUUAAGGGGUCAUCCAUGUACACGAAAAUGUACUAUAGUUACUUCAAACAUUUUAUUAGAGUAGCUAUGAGUAGCCUUCGACCUAUAGUUCGUGUUUAUGGAUAGACGAAAUUAACCCUUAUAGUAUGAAUAUGGUCUUAUUUUACAGUUAGGUAUCGCCGGUUUUCAAUAUGUCUCCUUCUUGGUAUGGUAUGAAUUUUGAAAUGAGGCAAGGGACUAUCAAUUUAUACGAUUAAACCCUAUUAACAUAUUUUAUAGUGUGUGUACAUCGUUUUAAUGUAGCAUUUUGCCUUUAAACUUGCUAGAAUAUGUUAACUUUUCGAGCUUGGCUUUUUUCUAUACGACUCAACGACGAGAGAAAUGUAUGAAGCAGAUCUUAAUCGUCAUUUGCGUACAGUUAUUUUAUAAAGUACAAUGCGCAUAGUGACCUCUCCCACUAAAUCUUUGACAUUGUAUAGAACUCCUGUGGUGCCAUUGUGUCGAACAAGUACUUGUGUAAAUCUGCUAAUAUUAAGUGAGUUUACAUAGAAGUGAGGGAAUGUAACGCAGUCAAUUUGUACGAGCAUCUAACUCAAUACCAAACACUCGACUGUUAGGUGUCGUCAUAGGCUUAUGUACUUGCCACAUUAGUAUGUAUAUAUCUGAACUAUAGGAUAUAUAUUUUUGUCAUAGAUAUUUUUUCUGUCAAUAAACUGCAUAAUUUAGCUUUAAGCGUUAGGUGUACUCUAUCAUUAGGAACGUGAAAGGAAUUAGAUGUUAGGAGAUGGUAUUAUGUGAUAAAAGUGAAAAAAAAUAUUGAGAAUAUUAUAUUUCUUUUUUUAACAACCUGUAUUGUAUGCCUAUAAGUAAAUGAUAAUUUUAAUGAAGUUUCUUUUAUAAGAUAAUGUAAUCUGAUAUGACGUUACAAAGUGUAUAGAACGUAUUAAGAAAUAUUCAGAAAAAAUAUGAAUUAAUGUUACUGUUGUUAUAUAGCUUUAUGUAAAAACCAAAAGUGUUAUUAUGUUUUUAAGAUUAAAAAUUAUUUAGGUGUCGAAUGGAGAUAACCGGAGUAUCGAUGUAACCGAAGAGUUUAUAGUUGGUCGUAAUAUGACAAAGCAAAACCAACUCUGUUGAUUACAUAUUUUGGUCUAAUUUCUACGACCGUGAAUACAAUCAUGAACUUGUAAUAUCUCAUGAUUAUUUUUAGAGGCGAUUUUUAUGUAUUAACUUGAACGGAGAAGCACAUUAUACAUAUGGUGUCAUUCUAAGUGAAUGUCUUUAUAUUGUUUAAUAACAUUUUUAUUCAGUAUUGGCUCAAAGUAUUGUUUAUUCACGUGACGUGUUAUUGAGCUGUUUACCUAUUAGUUUAACAUGUGAUUAUGUAUUCGUUUGAUAUGUUUUGAUGAGCGCAUGCAUUAAAUUAUGAAUAAUUAAAUGAUGAAAUCGGUAUAAUAGUUUUAUUUUGACUCGUGUGUGUAAACAGCUCAGUCGAUGUAUUUUGUAGUUAGCAUUUUAACUGUGUGUAGUAUUAUAUCGUGUUUUUAAGUAGUACUUUGCCUUAGGCAUGUUUAUUAUCGUGUAAUAUAAAACUAAUAUGGUGACAGUAACUUCAUAUUUUUGGAGUCAGAAUUGCUCUUUUUUUUUCUUUUAUCUUGCAUUAUUUAUUACCAUUCUCAUCAGCUCAAUUUGUACAAAGAGAACAGAUUUAAGUCACAAAAACAAGUCAUUUUAGCUAUCAUGGCUCUACUCCACAUUAUAUUUGACAAUAUGGAGCUUCAAAGAAUACUUAUCUUCUUCUUGGCCUUCUCCCAAGUUAAUCAGGGUCAGUAUACUGUCUUCUCCAUUCUCUUCUGACGAGUCUAUCCUACUAAAAGUUGUUUUAACAAUUCUUAUACUUACACAGAAUCAAAUGUUUGUAUAUUACAUUUUGGUUUCUUAUAUUACUAUAAAUAGAAAAAACAAUGUUAGGUAUUUAAAUCUAAGCAUUGCUCUACUAAAAAUUGUAAGUCGAGAUUCGAACUACAUUCAGUUAAAAUGUUAAUUACCUAAAUAAAAACGAUGUUAAUUCAAUGGAGCCUAGCGCACGCUGGCUUGCGCUAAAGGUACAUGAUGCAAAGAAGCUUAUUGUUGACAAUGUCCACCGAAAUCUUUUGUAAAUAACAGAUUCAUUAAAUGAUAAUGAUGACUGA